ACAAACCCACAUGCAGCUUUUAACGUUAAUGAAUAGUUGAUGUAUGAUAUGACCAAUUAAUCAAGCAAGGAAAAGUCUAUCCAAUUUCUAUAACAAGUCUUUUCAUUUCCAUCAAUUUCACUCAUUACCUUCAUUUGAAAGCUUCUGGUUUAGGAAAUUGUUACAACCUUUGUAAUGGAUUUUUCAUCAAUGACAAACAUCAAGUAACAAGUAACGUGGGGUAUCUAUGUUAAGUUGAUUAUGAUAACUGAUUCAUUAAGCAUCAUUAAUUUCAACCUUUAAUUUAGUACAGUACAAAUUUUUUUAAUUACUGUUUUGGACUUAAAAUGCAAAAAAGUGAGGUAAGAGAAUUUCAAAAAGUAGAUACAUAGUGUAUGAUAAGUAGCAUGGAGAGUACACAACUUGUGAAAGAUAGAAGCAAAUAAUUUUAAGCUAUUUCUUCACAAACACCAUUUCAUUGUAACUUAACUCAUUGUCUUAACAAUGGAAAAUCAAGAGGAAACAGAAGAACUCAAGCUUCUUGCUGAAUGGAAGAGAAAGAAAGGUGGAUUUAGAGCUUCCAUGUUUAUAUUUGUUUUGUCAGCAUUGGACAACAUGGGUUUUGUUGCAAACAUGGUUAGCUUAGUUCUAUACUUCUAUGGAGUGAUGCAUUUUGAUCUAUCAAGUUCUGCAAAUACUCUCACAAACUUUAUGGGUUCAACUUUCUUGCUUUCACUUGUUGGUGGUUUCAUCUCAGAUACUUAUUUGAAUAGAUUCACCACUUGCUUGAUUUUUGGAUCACUAGAAGUUCUUGCUUUGGCAAUGGUUACUUUUCAAGCUGCUUCAGAUCAUUUACAUCCAAAUGCAUGUGGGAAAUCAAGUUGUAUGAAAGGUGGAAUAGGAUUCAUGUUUUACACAUCAUUGAGUUUAUUGGCAUUAGGUAUUGGAGGAGUAAGAGGAUCUAUGACUGCAUUUGGUGCUGACCAAUUUGAAGAAAAAGAUCCAAAUGAAGCAAAAGCUCUUGCUAGCUUUUUCAAUUGGCUUUUACUUAGUUCAACUCUUGGAGCAAUUACUGGUGUUACUGGUGUUGUUUGGGUUAGUACUCAAAGAGCUUGGCAUUGGGGAUUUUUCAUAAUUACCAUUGCUUCUUCUAUUGGUUUUGUUACUCUUGCUCUUGGGAAACCUUUCUAUAGAAUCAAAACUCCAGGAGAUAGUCCUAUAAUCAGAAUUGCUCAGGUUAUUGUUGUGGCAUUUAAAAACCGAAAGCUGUCAGAACCAGGAUCACACGAAGAACUAUAUGAAAUGAGUGACAAAGAUGCAACAGUAGAGAAAAUUGUUCACACAAAACAAAUGAGGUUUCUUGAUAAAGCAGCAAUUCUUCAAGAAAACAUGAAACCACAACCAUGGAAAGUGUGCACAGUUACACAAGUUGAAGAAGUGAAAAUCCUAACAAGAAUGUUACCAAUAGUAGCUAGCACAAUUAUCAUGAACACUUGUUUAGCACAACUUCAAACAUUCUCAGUACAACAAGGAAACACAAUGAACCUUAAACUUGGUUCAUUUACAGUUCCAGCAUCAUCAAUUCCUGUCAUCCCUCUUAUUUUCAUAAGCAUCUUAGUUCCAAUUUAUGAACUUUUCUUUGUUCCAUUUGCAAGAAAAAUCACUAAUCACCCUUCAGGAAUCACACAGCUACAAAGGGUAGGUGUUGGAUUAGUACUUUCAGUGAUAUCAAUGACAGUAGCUGGAAUUGUUGAAGUGAAAAGAAGAGACCAAGGUAGAAAAGACCCAAAUAACCCUAUAAGCCUAUUUUGGCUUUCAUUCCAAUAUGGCAUAUUUGGUAUUGCUGAUAUGUUCACACUUGUGGGACUAUUGGAAUUUUUUUAUAGGGAAUCACCUUCAAGUAUGAAAUCAUUGUCAACAUCUUUUACAUGGUUAUCUAUGUCAAUUGGUUACUUCUUAAGCACUGUUUUUGUCAAUUUGAUUAAUGUUGUUACAAAAAGGAUUACUCCUAGUAAACAAGGUUGGUUACAUGGGUUUGAUUUGAAUCAAAGUAAUUUGAACCUUUUCUAUUGGUUCUUAGCUAUACUAAGUUGUCUUAAUUUUUUCAACUAUCUUUAUUGGGCCUCAAGAUAUAAGUACAAAUCUGAAGACCAAGAUUCAAGCUCAAUAGGUUUGAAGAGUUUACAUGAAAUGCCUCACAAAAUGAUUGGUGGGACAAAACAAAAUUGGGAAGGUAACAUUGGUGGAAACAUUCAAGAUUGAAAAGAAGAAUGGAAGCACAAGGUUAAGACAAGAAUUGAAUGGAUGUUUUGGACUGAUUAUACUGGAAAGAAUAACCAUGAAAUUGCUACUAUGUACUAAGUUUUUGGUAGUGCUUGAAGUAUGUGUUAUGGUACAUGUGUGCUUGUAUGAUUGGUUGGUAUUGUUGGCUCUAGCCCUAUAAUGUAUUCAGAUUUUAAAGGUUUUUUUUUUUGUUGUGACUUGUUCCUAUAGUUAUAAGGUAAUUAAGUUGAUUAAUCUUGAUUUGUAAUUGCCCUUUAAGUAAUGUUAAAUGUUAAAUAGAGUGCUUCUACUUCA
This is a messenger RNA of Trifolium pratense (red clover), 2556 nucleotides long. RefSeq names its product protein NRT1/ PTR FAMILY 4.6-like. The transcript is spliced from 6 exons. Gene Ontology annotation, cellular component: membrane. Gene Ontology annotation, molecular function: transmembrane transporter activity. NCBI's taxonomy places the organism in Eukaryota, Viridiplantae, Streptophyta, Magnoliopsida, Fabales, Fabaceae. Gene Ontology annotation, biological process: transmembrane transport. The record is from RefSeq and is a predicted model, not a curated record. The coding region runs from base 484 to 2241 and encodes 585 amino acids.